Dreissena polymorpha is the source of this 8268-nucleotide messenger RNA. RefSeq names its product nipped-B-like protein B. The record is from RefSeq and is a predicted model, not a curated record. Lineage: Eukaryota; Metazoa; Mollusca; Bivalvia; Myida; Dreissenidae. Bases 223 to 5958 code for a protein of 1911 amino acids. The transcript has 44 exons. Gene Ontology annotation, cellular component: Scc2-Scc4 cohesin loading complex. Gene Ontology annotation, biological process: establishment of mitotic sister chromatid cohesion; replication-born double-strand break repair via sister chromatid exchange; establishment of protein localization to chromatin. Gene Ontology annotation, molecular function: chromatin binding.
CUUAUGAGUUAUACGGUUGUUUUAUUUUUGGCGCGGAUCAUUGUUGUGGAUGGUGAUAAAUUCUGUGCUUUGAUGUGUUAAAAACAAUAUCUGCCCCAUGUUUUGCCAUAUAUUGAUAAGCCGCAAUCUUUUCUUUUUAUGUCUGUUCAGGGUUAAAUCGAAUUCAACAGUAGUGCAACAUUUCCUUAACAUCAACACAGAUGUUUAUCUAAAGUGGACAAAAUGAAUGGUGAGGUGCCAAAUGUUCCUAUCACCACAUUAGCUGGAGUAACAAGCUUAACAGAACUCUUGCCGGAGCUUCCAUUACCAACACCUUUGCAAAAUGCCAUCAACAGCCGCAGUUUAUUGUACAAUGGCGAUCUCUCUGAGCUGUCCAGAACGCUCUUGGACGAUCCUGAUGAUACCCUGGUGGACAACAUUGCCAGCAUACUUAGAAGGAAUACUUCGGAUCACAUAGAGCCGAAGGACAAUCUGGUGGGAGCUCCAAUAGAUGGGGAAAUGUCAGAACUUCUACGUGCCAUCCUUGCAAAUGAUCCAGAUGUCUUCUAUGCAGGCAGUUCCAGGCAAACAUCCGGGUCACAUAGUGGACACUCAUCAGGGACUCGAGCAGAACACAAGAAACCAGUGGUAAUGCUUGAACCUCUGGAUGCUAAGUUUUCAUUGUUGGAUGCCAUUCCGAAGAAGGAUGACAUUUGGAAUUCUUGUAAACAGCUUAGUGUGUCUCUCAAACCAUUGGAUGCACAGACCUUGAAGUCCAUCGCAAGUAAUGGAACAGUGAAGACAAAGCGUUCUAAGCGAGGCUAUGAUGAUGGUGAACAUGUGAGAAAAAAGAGAAGGUCUGGAUAUCAAGACGAUAAUGAGGAUGAUGAUGAUGACGACAGUGGCCAUGGGACAGCAGAGGACUUGAUGCGACGUAAAAAGCAAGAGAAGCGACAACGUCGAAUGAACCAAUCUGAUAUGACCACUGAAGAACUGCUGGACAGUCCAACAUUCAAGAAGUUCAGCAUGUGCUUAGAACAGAUUCUCGACAGUGCAGAAGAAAUUAAUUUUGGUAGUUUUGAUCCACAUGAUGAAGAGGUUGAGUGUCCACCAGAAUCACUCAUAAGUCGCCACAUUCUCGCUGAGUUGACAAGUGAAACUGCCAAAUUAAAGUCCAUGGGAGAGCUGAAUAAAAUACCAGCUGGAACUCUAGUGAAGCUUCUUACCAUUCUGCAGUGGAAUAUCAGAGAUGGAACUAAACUUGUACCUUUCAUGUCUCAGGAAACCGAUGAUGAAGAUGAGGAGGGCCAGAAGUUGUGGCGUGAGAUCGCCAUGGAGAGGGUGGGUCGGUCUGUGGAUGCUGCUCUCACGGCCAUCUACAUCAUCACCUCCCCAAACAUGCCCAAGCAGGUGUUCAUUGAGGACGUCAUUGACAGGAUCGUCAUGUUCACCAAGUUCCAGUUGUCCAAUACCAUUUACCCAGAGUUUGAUCCAGUGUAUAGAAUAAAUCCCAAAGAUAAAGAUGGCUACCAAAAAAGUUUGAAAAUGAAGCGGUCCAGGGCGCAUGCAGUAAAGCACAAAUCCACAAUAUCCCUGUAUAACAAAAUAACGGACCUUGUUGGGAACAUAGCAGAACUGGUCGAGGUACAGGAACUUACAGACACCCUCAUUUUGCAGAUAUCAACCUGUGGAGUGGCUCCCUUCUUUGUUGAGAACAUUAGUGAGCUCCAACUGAAUGCAAUGAAAUUAGUCACAACUGUAUUUGCUCACUAUGACAAGCACAGGCAGUUGAUAUUGGAGGAUAUUUUCUCUAGUUUGGCCCGACUUCCAUCCAGUAAACGAAAUCUACGCAGCUAUAGGUUAAAUGCUGAAGAUAACAUCCAGAUGGUGACAGCGCUGGUGUUGCAGCUGAUACAGUGUGUAGUCAACCUACCCCAGUCUGCCCCCACUGUUGUGGACGGCAUGCCUGCAGAGGAGGAGGCUGCAGAGGCCAGCAGACACAGCAAGGCUGACAAGUCUGGCAAGGGCAAACGCAGAUCAGCUGAGGUUUUGGACCGAGAUGUUGUCAUAAUAACAUCUUACGAACAUGCAAUGCGAACUGGAUACAACUUCUUGUCCGUUUUCUUAAAAAAGUGCACACUGAAAGGCGAGGAGGAUUAUCGGCCUCUGUUUGAAAACUUCGUCCAAGACUUAUUGUCUACAGUGAAUAAACCAGAAUGGCCUGCAUCAGAGCUUCUUCUCAGUCUGUUAGGAAAAAUCUUGAUCAAGCAGUUCAGCAACAAGUCCACAGAGAUGGGACUGCGUACUGCUGCUCUAGACUACCUGAGUAUAGUGGUGGCCAGGCUGCGUAGGGACGCAGUCUCCAGUCAUCUCAAUCCAGAAAUGCUGCAGGAUAUCAUCACUAAAGUCAACGAGGAAACAGCGGAGGACAACAAUGUUGCCACUAAACGGUCAACACGGGCUGCACCAAAAACACCCGAGACUGAGACUGGAGAGCUGGAUGAGACCAAGUGUUUGCAGAGAGCCAUGCUGAAUUACCUUGCAGAGCAGGGAGUCAGUGAACCUGCAUACCUGUUUGCCCGUCAGUUCUACAUAGCCCAGUGGUUUCGGGACACCACAAAGGAAGCAGAGAAGCAACACCAGCGCGAUGACGAGGCAGACUUUGUGGCAGAGAAUGAGGACAAGGCCACAGAAAACAUGGUGGAUAUCACGGCCCGAAAGCAGUUCCUUCUCUUACAGGUUGAGAUCAACUACAAGCCAUACUCCUCAUUUAAACCCCUUCCUAGCAAACUGGACUAUGAUAGUGCCUGCUUGGUAGCUAGAUACUUGUCAUCAAAGAGGCCUUUUGCCCAGAGUUUUGACGUCUAUUUGGGACAGAUUCUCAAAGUGCUAGCUGAGAAUGCCGUAGCUGUAAGAACUAAGGCAAUGAAGUGUCUCACAUCCAUUGUUGAGGCUGACCCUGGUGUACUGGCAAGAACUGAUAUGGAGAGGGGAGUGCAUGGUCGCUUCCUGGAUCCGUCCACGUCUGUGAGAGAGGCAGCGGUGGAGCUGGUGGGCAAGUUCAUCCUUGUACGACCAGAACUCAUUCCUCAGUACUACCACAUGCUCUCUGAGAGAAUACUGGACACGGGUAUAAGUGUGAGAAAGCGUGUGAUAAAGAUAUUUAGAGACAUCUUUAGUGUUCAACCAGACUUUCCCAAAAUCCCAGAGAUGUGUGUGAAAAUGAUUAGACGAGUAAAUGAUGAAGAUGGUAUCAAGAAACUCGUGAAUGAAGUCUUCCAAACAAUAUGGUUCAGUCCAAUCAGUGGCCGUGACAAGGACUCAGCCAAGCUCAUACAGAGGGUAGUGCAUAUCACAGAUGUGGUAGCAGCAUGUAAAGACACAGGGUUUGAAUUCAUAGAGCAGCUACUUGACAAUUUGUUGAAGAAAGAUGAGCAUGGGAAUUACAAUAAGUCUGCAGUGACAUCAUGUCGGCAGAUUGUAGACUGCCUAGUUGAAAAUGUACUACGGCUAGAAGAAACCAGUGUGGAUGGCAAAUGCAGCACCCGCCUUACUGGCUGUUUAACCACGCUGUAUUUGUUCACGAAGAUUAAACCAGAUCUCAUGCUGGAUCAUGCACAUACCCUGCAGCCUUAUCUCAACAUCAAAUGUAAUAGCCAGAGUGACCUGUUUGUGCUGUCGUAUGUGGCCAAGAUCCUACAGCUGGUGAUUCCCCUCAUGGACCACCCUGCAGAGAGCUUCCUAGCCCAGGUCGAGGAAGACAUGAUCAAACUUAUACUGAACUACGGCAUGAUGGUGCUAGAAAGUUGUGUCAGUUGUCUUGGUGCUGUUGUAAAUAAUGUUAGUCAUAAUUAUCUUCUUGUACGAGACUGCUUCCAAAAGUUCUAUGGUUUCUUACUGAAGUACCAGUCAUUUCUACAAGAUAACCCAACUGUAGCAAUAGAUCCAGUGAAAAAACCCACCCUUCUCAGGUCUUUGUAUACUGUGGGACUCAUGUGUAAACACUUCAACUUUGAUAUUCCUGAAUUAAGCGGUGAUAAUAGUUCAAUGAAAGAAACCAUAUUUGACUUACUUAUUUUCUUCACAACCCAUGAAGAUGAUAGCGUGCAAUUGAUGGCUAUGACAGGCAUAGGUUUUAUGGCUGUUCGGCAUUUUGAGUACAUGUUGGGGCGGACACUAAAGACUAUGUACUGUGAUUUGAUGGUAGACGUAAACGCCUCACAUAAAAUGAAGUGCCAAGUGUUAAAGAAUUUGUUUCUGUAUUUGCAAGAAGAAGAGGUCCGAAUGGCUAAAUCUGAUGCAGAAUGGAAGAAACAUGCCAAGGAAGAGGAUCUCAAAGAAAUGGGGGAUGUGCAAUCAGGAAUGGCCAGCACCAUCAUGCAGGUGUACUUGAAGGAAGUGCUGGAGUCAUUCUUCCACAGCAAGUCCCAGGUGCGCCUGGAAGCUCUCAAUGUGAUACAGCUUGUUUUGAAUCAGGGAUUGGUCCAUCCUGUGCAGUGUAUUCCAUACUUGAUAAGUGUGGCUACAGACACUUUACCUGCCAUCAGAAUCAAGGCAGAGCAGCUUAUGCAGGAGAUUGACAAGAAAUACCCAGGAUUCAUACACAUGAAGGCACUUCAGGGCAUCAAGAUGUGCUUCAAACUGCAGGAGAUCAUCCAGGCAGACAGUUCUGACGGUGUGGUACGGGGCCUUCACAACCCCCAUGACAACAGCAGCAGUCUUAAUGCAUUCCUGUAUGGCGUACUUCGAGCUAAUAGGUCACAUCGGAGAGCCUUGCUUACAUCAUUACUCAAUCUUUUAGAUGAUUCAGCAAAAAUCAGCCUACAAGAGCAGUUGUACAUCGUUGACAACCUUGCCUUCUUCCUCUACCAGACCCAGGAUGAGCCCCUCUUUAUUAUUCACCACAUAGACAUCCUGGUCUCAGUGUCAGGGUCCAACCUGCUACAGUCAUUCAGAGAAAAGCUGAUAGGUGACAGCAAGACAGCAACAAAAAUGAUGUUGUCUCCACCAAAUUUUUCCGAGAAUGGACUAUCAGAAAACCAGAGGCAUGCAGCAUAUGAUGAUGAUGACGAUGAUAAAGAUACAUUAAUAGAUCGCUUACCUGAAGACAUCUCACCCCUGAAGGAAAUCAUCUGGAUUGCCCAGGGCUGUAUCCUGCUCCUGUACCUAAAACAGCAUCUCAAGGACAUGUAUGGCUUCACUGACAGCAAAAUCCAGAACUAUUCUCCCACGGAGGCAGCAAAAGUGUAUGACAAGCCACUGCCAAAGAAAGCAUUGGUGAAGUUUAACCCAGAGGCUGUGCUAAGCGUAAUACGUGAAAAGGGAAGUGGUGAGGAAAAAACGUUUGAAGAAGAAUGUGAUAAACUGGUCGAUGAUUACCUCAAUUUUAAGGAUCUCAUGUUGAGUGUGGACCCACCCGAUGAAGACGACAGUGAAGACAAUGCAAACAAACCAGUUGCUAACACCACCACAUACAUCAUCAAACAGAAGGAAGCUGAGGGAGGGGACACCAUGGUGAACGGUGAAAACGGAGAUGAGUCCAAGACGAGUAUUGAUGUAAUCGACCAGGAUGGGGAUGCAGGAUCUAUGGACAAGGAGUCUUCAGAGGAGAAUUUGAAACCAAGGAUACCCCCGAUGAUCAUAUCAGCAGCAAAACUACAGACUGCAAUACGUGAAAAGGACAAAAAGAAAAGUUCAUUAGUGCGGACAUUUCGGCUUCCUGGGGCAUCUCAGCUUCAGGAGUCGGCACACAGCAACAAAUCCGCGUCAUCUCAUAAUAUCACUCAAACGCCGAACUCACAUCACAAUGCUGCACGAUCUCGCCAUAGGUCAUCCUCAUCUCACGGAUCAUCGCACACACCAUCUCAUGCAUCAGUGCACACGCCAUCGUCACAUAAAAAGCAAAAGAAGAAGAAGCGUAAACGCUACGGAUCGGACUCGGAUGAUGAGGAUGACAGUGAUUAUGAUCCGUAUAGUUGAGAAUGUCACAUCAGUGUAACCCGCAUUAUGGCAGUGUGAUAUUUUCUUAUGCAGAACCAGGAUUGCAGCAGCAGUUCCCACACAUGGUUUGGAGAAAGAUACAGCAUUUUAUACAGUGGAGUUAGGUACUUCAACAUUGUGCACAACAGUGUAUAUCCAGUGUGUUUUGUAUCUAUAUGAAAGUGAACAUCCACAAUUUGUUCAGCGUUUUUCAGCUCUUGGAAAUCUAUUUUUCGAUUGGUAAAUGUGGAUGGGCAGAUGUGAAAGUGCUGAUUUACUCAAUAGGUAUCUGAACAUGAGAAUUUGUAAAAGAUGACCUUUUGACAUAAACCUUAGGUGUGAAUAGGUUUUUGUGGAGAUAAACGAUCAAGGUCUUCAGAAAGUCCCAAAGGAAUCAAGUACUGGUAGGAGUAUUGAUAAUCAUAAUGAAUUUUGCUAUUUCUAAAAGAGAAAUGUUAAAAUCAGAACAAAAUUAACUGUUAAGAAUGGUAAUUCCAAUUAUCUUGGAUAAAAUCUGAACAAAAUUAAGUGUUAAGAAUGGUCAUUCCAAUUACCUUGGAUACAUAAACUACAUAUGAUAACAUACAAGGAUGUGAAUUGUAAUCUUUCCUUCUCUACGUAGGUCAACAAUUAAUGGAAUUAUUUCAUUGAAAAAAAUGUUCCAAAGAUCAUGUGAUCUACUUCUCUGUUAAUUAUAUAUAGUUUAUCAAAAGCAUCAAGCUUGCUAAAAAAAUCAUCACAUAAUUACAAUCUUAUAUGUGCCAUGAAAAUUGAGAUACCAAGUUUGUAUCAUAUUGAAAGUAAGAUGCUUAACAAGUACUGCAUUUAACUUUAGAACUAGCGAACUGUGUUUGACAAUAAUGGUUGUCCAACCGAAUGUGGCCUAAGUACAUGUAUUAAAGAGCCACUUAAUUCUGAAAGGUAUCUGGUCUAUUGGUCUUUCUAAUUUCAAAUACUGCUACAGUCAAAAUCUUUACAUUUCAUUAUUACUUCCGGGACAUUUGACCUUGUGGCAUUAUGACCAAAAUACUUAAUUUUACUUUACAACAUAAUUCAUAAUAAACACUUAAAAUUUAUUUUUUAUUAAAAACACAUCUAGCUAAUAUUGACGAUAAAUGGGUAUCAAAAUUUUAUCGACUUGAAACUUUGCCAUUUUUCACUUUUUUAUGAAAAUCUUGAGAAUGUGAAAGUAAAUUUUUGUGUAAAAUCAUCUGUAUUUGUCUUGCAUUUAAAUGACUUGUUUACUUAUAUACACAAUCAUUUUGACAGACAAUAUAUGUGCAUCUUAAUCUCAGGUGAUAUAAUACACAGGAUUUUAAUAACUUUCAGCUUUAUUUUGCAAUAAAAUGCAAUACAAAUUGUUUGUUUUUUCAUAUAUUAAAAUUUACCUUGUUUUCAGAUUUCGAUCAGUAUAUCCAGAACAUGAUUGUUUUUUCAUCAUAUUUUAAGUUAAUACAUGAAUUGCUAACAAUUAUUGUAUUUCCACACAAUAAAAGAAAAUCUUACAAGCUCACUGAAUAUGUGAAAAUUUACUACAGUAAAUAAAUUAGCUGAUCAAAUGUGAAAAUAAGAAUAGAAACGCAAAGCUCUUUUUGAAAAAAAAAUUCUGUUGAAAUGUGUGAUUAUUUCAUGCUGACCUUUUGAUGUGAUGUAAACACCUUUCUACUGACUAGGCAAAUUUAAUUUCACUUUGCUCAUGAUUUUGCAAUAAGAUAUGUCAUGUUUACCAACCUUGUGGUGCUCGAUAAAUAAUUAUACUGGUAGCAAUGUAUGAAUUAUUAUUUUAUUAAUAUCUAGUUAUUUUUUAUACUUCCAAGUUCCAGUAUUUAUCUCUUGCUUGAAUAUAUUUUUAAAAUAUUUAUAUUAAUAGUUAUGUUAAGUUAAUGUCAAACCAAUGAUGGAUUUUUGAAUAUAAUUGAUGUUUUAAAAAUUGUACAUAAACAUCUAUAUGUUUAAGAAUUCGUAGAUAGACUCAAAUUUAUAUGAAUGAUAGUUUCAUAUUACUUAAUUAGACUUAAUUUCAAAAGGCACUUCUAGUCAAUAGCAAAAAAGCAACAUGACACUUGAAGGCAGUGGGUGGGGAAAGUUACAGAUUUGUAUGAUCUAUCUUCUUGAUUUUUUUUUGCGGUCAUGUUAACAUAUGACAAACAGUUGUUGUAUUGGUGAUCAAAUGAUCCAAGUAUUGAUUUGUUAAAUGUCUUUAUAUGAGCAUUACAUGGAUUUGAUAAAAAGUUAUUUUGUUUUUUGGUUUCUCUGUCCUUAAGUAUUGAUGUCUUGCACUUAACAAAAAUAAAUAUUCCAUCAAAUUGA